UUGUGUUGUCAUCCUAUUUUGUGGAAGCCAUUCUAAGUUGGCUCCAAUAUGGAUUUUGUGUCUGAGAUGACAAAAUUCCUCACUUUAGUUCUUGUUGCCAUAAUCUCUGUUGAGACUGUUGCGAGCGCUAGGCACCAGCCAUUGGAUGGUCAGAAGCAAUUUCACUCACUUGAAAAUGAUCACCUGGUAACUAAUUUGCCAGGCCAGCCAGAUGUGGACUUUCGGCACUAUGCCGGUUAUGUUACAGUAAAUGAAAAGAAUGGAAGGGCACUUUUCUAUUGGUUCUAUGAGGCCACCACGCACCCUGAUGAAAAACCUCUAGUGCUGUGGCUUAAUGGAGGUCCUGGAUGCUCUUCUGUGGGAUAUGGAGCAACACAAGAGAUUGGUCCUUUCCUAGUGGACGAUGAUGGGCGUGGACUUAAAUAUAAUCCCUAUUCAUGGAAUACAGAGGCCAACAUAUUAUUCUUGGAAUCUCCAGUUGGAGUUGGUUUUUCAUACUCAAAUACAACCACUGAUUACAAUGGUCUGGGAGAUGGUUUCACAGCAAAUGAUGCUUAUGCUUUCCUGCACAAAUGGUUUCUCAAAUUUCCAUCAUACAGAACUCGGGCAUUUUAUAUUGCAGGGGAGAGCUAUGCAGGAAAAUACAUUCCAGAGCUUGCUGAACUGAUACAUGAUAAGAACAAGGAUUCUUUGCUUCACAUUGAUCUCAGGGGUAUUCUGCUGGGUAAUCCUGAAACAAGUUAUGCUGAGGACUGGGUAGGUCUCGUGGAUUAUGCUUGGAGCCAUGCUGUCAUAUCAGAUGAAACCUAUAAGAUCAUAAAACAAAGCUGCGACUUUAAUAGUGAUGAUCCAUGGAGUAAUGGUGAUUGUGAUCAAGCUAUUAAUGAAUUAUUUAGACAGUACAAGGAGAUAGAUAUUUUCAGCAUCUACACCCCAGUUUGCAUUAGUGGUUCAGCAAAUUCAGAUGACAAAUAUAUGCAAGUCAUGUUUAAGCGUUCAUCUACGACUACAAUGAUACCAAGGAUUAUGGGUGGUUAUGAUCCAUGUCUGGAUGAUUACACGCGAUCUUUCUAUAAUAGACCUGAUGUUCAAAAGGCCCUCCAUGUCGGUGAUGGUCACUGGUCCAAAAACUGGAGCAUCUGCAAUCAUAAGAUAUUCGAUGAGUGGUCAGAUUCAAGGCGAUCAGUUCUUCCUAUAUACAAGAAGCUGAUUGCAGCUGGACUAAGAAUAUGGGUCUACAGCGGCGAUACAGACGGAAGAGUUCCUGUACUGUCCACAAGAUACAGCUUAGCUUCUUUGGGACUGCCCAUCACUAAAGCAUGGAGGCCCUGGUACCACCAGAAGCAGGUCAGUGGUUGGUAUCAAGAAUAUGAGGGGCUUAUGUAUGCAACAUUUAGAGGAGCUGGGCAUGCUGUGCCUAGUUUCAAACCGAGUGAAUCACUGGCAUUCUUCUCUGCCUAUCUUCAAGGCAAAUCUCCACCUUCUUCGCGAUGAAUUACCGAUGCUGCAAAAGUAAUGGCUGGCUAUACUAGGUUAUUGUAUUUAAUAGCAGAAAAUAGUGAAGAAAUAGUAAAAAUAAUGUGUGUUUGCUGUUGUUUCUAGACAAUCAGAAGAAUGUUCUAUUUAGAUCUUGUCUUUGUAAACGGAGCAAGCUCCUCACCAACUAAACAUUAAACAAAUGGAUAGUUGGAUACUCUGUUAUCCUUUCGUGAUCAAAAGUAUUAGUCAUUGAAGUUCUGCA
Messenger RNA from Jatropha curcas, 1741 nucleotides. Lineage: Eukaryota; Viridiplantae; Streptophyta; Magnoliopsida; Malpighiales; Euphorbiaceae. The record is from RefSeq and is a predicted model, not a curated record.